CUUCCUGUUACGAGGAGGCUGAUAUCGUCUUUGUAGUCAUCCUUGCAGGAAAAUGCCUAACUGAUUUCUGGUUAGGAAUUGUGCGGUCGGAGCGUUCCCGAGUUCAGUUGGACCAGCCGGGCGCCGACUGCGUGCAAGGCGCAGUGCUCUGCCCGCGCCGGAGGGAUUCAAAGGUGAACGGGCCCCGCAGUCCCCUCCCCCGAGGAGUUGACGCUCUGGUGUGUAGGCGAUAAGACGGGUACACAAAAAACCACGAUACCAGGAAGGAGGUGAUAAGUCCUGUGAAACAACUACGGGGUGCUAGAAGGGCAUCCAGGGAACAGCGGACCGGUCGAUCACUUCCGCCCUGCAGAAAUCUGGAGGGCUUCCUGGGCGAGGCGGUGCCAAGCAGGGUCUUGAGGCCCGAAGGGUUUUAGGAGGGUUGCAGAAGGGACCGUAGGUGGAAGGGCAGCAAAGCUAGAGGACAAAGGUAAAGCAGGCAGAGCGCAGCGGAGGCCUCUGCUGCUUGCCGUCAUGCCGUUCCCGUUUGGAAAGUCUCACAAAUCUCCAGCAGACAUUGUGAAGAACCUGAAGGAGAGCAUGGCCGUUCUGGAAAAGCAAGACAUUUCUGACAAAAAAGCAGAAAAAGCUACAGAAGAAGUUUCCAAAAAUCUGGUGGCCAUGAAGGAAAUCCUGUACGGCACAAACGAGAAGGAGCCGCAGACGGAGGCAGUGGCGCAGCUUGCUCAGGAACUCUAUAACAGUGGCCUCCUCAGCACCCUGGUCGCCGACCUACAGCUCAUUGACUUCGAGGGCAAAAAAGACGUGGCUCAAAUUUUCAACAAUAUUCUCAGAAGACAAAUUGGUACAAGAACUCCUACUGUUGAAUACAUCUGCACCCAACAGAAUAUUUUGUUCAUGUUAUUGAAAGGGUAUGAAUCUCCAGAAAUAGCUCUAAAUUGUGGAAUCAUGUUAAGAGAAUGCAUCAGACAUGAACCGCUUGCAAAAAUAAUUUUGUGGUCAGAACAGUUUUAUGAUUUCUUCAGAUAUGUGGAAAUGUCAACAUUUGACAUAGCUUCAGAUGCGUUUGCCACAUUCAAGGAUUUACUUACAAGACAUAAGUUGCUCAGUGCAGAAUUUUUGGAGCAGCAUUAUGAUAGAUUCUUCAGUGAAUACGAGAAGUUACUUCAUUCAGAAAAUUAUGUGACAAAAAGACAGUCACUCAAGCUUCUCGGUGAGCUGCUAUUAGAUAGACACAACUUCACAAUUAUGACAAAGUACAUCAGUAAACCUGAGAACCUCAAGUUAAUGAUGAACCUUCUACGAGACAAAAGCCGCAACAUCCAGUUCGAGGCCUUUCACGUUUUCAAGGUGUUUGUGGCCAAUCCCAACAAGACACAGCCCAUCUUAGAUAUCCUCCUCAAGAACCAGACCAAACUCAUCGAGUUCCUCAGCAAGUUUCAGAAUGACAGGACCGAGGACGAACAGUUUAAUGAUGAGAAGACCUAUUUAGUUAAACAGAUCAGGGAUUUGAAGAGACCGGCCCAGCAAGAAGCCUGAUUCCCAAUAAACAGCUAAAAUAGUAAAUCCAAAUUCAGCAUUUGCUGUUAGCUACUCAGCAUCAGGCGCUCUUAUCGAUUCAUGAGGAACAUUACUGCUAGUCUGCUGUUAGUGAACGGUUUUUCAUUUUACCUUUUUCGUUUUUUUAGUCCCAAGUUGGAGAACGUAGCUGCUGCUUUCUUGCACACUAGAGCACACGUGGACUUUUUCUUGAUCUUUUUGUGUUAUUUCAGAAUUGAAAGACUCUGUUCACUAUAGGAGUUCUGAAAACGGCUAGGUUUGUGAAGGCAAACAUACAGCUGAUAGUGUGGUUUAGGGAAGAGGGCGUUGGUAUGAGGGGAUUGAACCUGUGUGUUUGCAUUUAUCUUUGUUAAAGACCUGAGCACAGUGUGGCCAGAGCAUACCUGGCAUUCUCGGUCAGAUUGUCCACCUUCACUCAAGGAAGAUCGGGCAGAGCUUUACUGGAAAUCAGGGGGCUGGAUCCAAGAUGGGAGCUUUUGCGGGGGGAUAAAGUUGACAUGCAUAUAAAUUGAUGCUAAAACUUAGCAACUUCUCAAAAGUGUGAAGCUUCAUAAGGUCAUGAGGAAAAUGUAUAUAUGCUUUUCACGGCUUUCUAGAGUUUUUUGACAUUUGAUUUUCUUGAGACUUGACUUGUAAACUUGGAUAUGUUGAAGGGUAUCUGUUAAUUUUACUUUUUGAAGGUAUUUUAAAACAGUAGAGCUAGCGACGCCACCUCGCAUUUCAUUUCAACAAUGCCUACAGGUUUCUUUUGUAUAUAAUUCUUAGAAUGCUCAUUUCUUUUAAAUGAUUUAAUUUGUACAGCAGACGAAUGUUAUUGUAUUAGUAUGUAACUAUUACCUAAUAUUAAGUUUUUGCAAAAAAAAAAAAAAAUGAAUGCUCAUAUGUAAUUGAAAUACUUCGGAUCACAUGAAAAUGCUGAUUUAACAUUUAAGUAUCACAGCAUUAAAAG
Trichechus manatus latirostris (Florida manatee) is the source of this 2509-nucleotide messenger RNA. It is a transcript of the gene CAB39, whose product is annotated as calcium binding protein 39. Lineage: Eukaryota; Metazoa; Chordata; Mammalia; Sirenia; Trichechidae. Gene Ontology annotation, molecular function: protein serine/threonine kinase activator activity. The transcript has 9 exons. The record is from RefSeq and is a predicted model, not a curated record. Bases 514 to 1539 code for a protein of 341 amino acids. Gene Ontology annotation, biological process: intracellular signal transduction.